Gossypium raimondii (Peruvian cotton) is the source of this 1353-nucleotide messenger RNA. RefSeq names its product factor of DNA methylation 4. The transcript is spliced from 5 exons. NCBI's taxonomy places the organism in Eukaryota, Viridiplantae, Streptophyta, Magnoliopsida, Malvales, Malvaceae. Bases 169 to 1014 code for a protein of 281 amino acids. The record is from RefSeq and is a predicted model, not a curated record. Gene Ontology annotation, biological process: gene silencing by siRNA-directed DNA methylation.
CGUGGUAGCAUACUUCAGGGCCCUGGUUAGAAAAUAUCCCAUAUCGCUAAAGAACUAUAACACAGGAGCGUUUAUAUAAGCGAAAGAAGCAGCAAAUGAUUGUCCCUUCGGGGACAUCCGAUAAAAUUGGAACGAUACAGAGAAGAUUAGCAUGGCCCCUGCGCAAGGAUGACACGCACAAAUCGAGAAAUGGCACUUAAAUCUUCCAUUGAAAUGGAGAACACCAAUUACGACGAGGAGCUGAAGAAUGAUUGCAGGCUUGUUUGCAGUCUCAUAUACGAUAUUAAUUGCAGAAAAGAACGGUUGUCCCAAAUGGAACGUGAAUAUAACGAGAUGACCGCAACUCUUCGAGGACUCAUCAAUGGCCUCAUAGCAAAAAUUAACUCCAAGGACAGUAAUCUGUGGGGUUGGGAGCUUCAAUAUAAUGUAACCGUGAGACAGUUGAAGGGCAAGAAUGCUGCGUUGCGCCUUUCGUUUGCUGAAGUUUACAGCAAGAAGAAGAAGAAAAAGAAGACAAACGGCAACGUUAAGCCAUUUUCAUCCCAGCCGAAAGAGAAUGUGCCUUGUCGAGAUCUUGUUGAACUCGAGAAAACUACGAGCGAUCAGAUUGCUGCUCUAAAGGAACAAUUGGAGGAAACAUCAGAGGCGUUGAAAGAUAUGGAAAGCCGAUACAGUUGUCUUACGGUGAAACAAAUCUUAAUUAAUCGAGAACUGCAAGAUGCUCGAAAAGAAUCAAUAAGUGGUCUAAAUGAUGUAUUGACAAGCCGAACAACUCUUGUAGUAAAAAGAAUGGGAGAGAUCGAUCGAAAAGCUUUUGAAGUUGCUAGCUCUGGGAAGUUCCCGAACAAAGAUUGGCAAGAAACAUGUGCUAAAUUAUGUUCAUUAUGGCAACAAAACGUGCAGGAUCCGAAAUGGCACCCGUUUAAGAUGAUCAAUAUCCGAGGCAACUUGCAGGCAUGGUGCAUACACCAACUAUUCUGUUAUCCGGUUAUCGAAAAUCCAUUUUUUUACUAAACGUGCUAAACAUGUAUGUCAGAAUCGAGCCAGUUUAUUACUCAAACUUAGAUAUAUUAAGGGGAUGGCUACUCGGUAGUGUAGGAAAUAGUAGACCAAGACGAUGAGAAGCUGAAGGAGUUGAGAAAUGAAUACGGUGAUGUCGUGUACGAGGCUGUUAGCACCGCAUUGAUGGAAAUGAACGAAUAUAAUGCGAGCGGAAGGUAUGCAGUCAUUUAAGCUAGCUGAGUGACCUACAAUCUAGUUUAUCAUUUUUAAAUAUUUAGUCUAUGAUUUUUUUAUUUUUUUAAGGAUUUGUGACUUUUCUUCCAAUAAUAUAUCUCCAAAAUUCUAACUUAA